Messenger RNA from Onychomys torridus (southern grasshopper mouse), 5225 nucleotides. It is a transcript of the gene Rhobtb2, whose product is annotated as Rho related BTB domain containing 2. The record is from RefSeq and is a predicted model, not a curated record. The transcript has 10 exons. Gene Ontology annotation, molecular function: protein binding; GTP binding; GTPase activity. NCBI's taxonomy places the organism in Eukaryota, Metazoa, Chordata, Mammalia, Rodentia, Cricetidae. Gene Ontology annotation, biological process: small GTPase-mediated signal transduction. The coding region runs from base 553 to 2736 and encodes 727 amino acids.
UUUUUUCCUUCUCUUUUCCCCCCCCACCCCCCUCAACUUUGCUUUUUUUGUGAAUGAAAAAAGGAGGUCGUGAGCGGUCCCCGGGACUGCGGCGCUCGGCGUCCUAAGACUGCGCGCGUGCGGCGGCCUCGCCCGGCGCCUCGCUCUCCAGCGCGCCGCCUGCAACCUCCGCAGCGCAGCCGGGCGGCGGCGCGGCCCAGCGGCCGGAGGUCCGAGCGGCAGCGCGCAGUCCGGCUCCACGAGCCUCCAUGACAUUGGGCGCCCGGGGCGCGCGGAGAUGCUGAUCCGGAAGAGGCAGUGGCUGCAGUGCAGCGCGCGAGGCUGCUCACGCGCCACGGUCCGGCCUGGGCUCCUGUGCCAGAGUUUCUGAUCGCACCCGAACCGGGACCCCAGGAGGUUGGAUCUCCAGCCGAGAGCAGCGGCGUCUGCGGCGCCCCAACUUGCACGCGCGGAGUGACCCCAGACAUCUUACUAAAAUGAGCGUGCUUAGCAGGAAGAGAUGUGUUCCCUACACUAGAAAUUACCCCGUCACAUGUAGUGGUGUCCCAAUUAAUGGAUUCUGACAUGGAUUAUGAAAGGCCAAACGUAGAGACCAUCAAGUGCGUGGUGGUGGGGGACAACGCUGUGGGCAAGACCAGGCUCAUCUGUGCCCGGGCCUGCAAUGCCACCCUCACCCAGUACCAGCUUCUUGCCACCCAUGUGCCCACAGUGUGGGCCAUUGACCAGUAUCGAGUAUGCCAGGAGGUGCUAGAACGCUCCCGAGAUGUGGUAGAUGAUGUCAGCGUCUCCCUGCGCCUCUGGGACACCUUUGGAGACCACCACAAAGACCGGCGAUUUGCUUACGGAAGAUCUGAUGUGGUGGUUCUGUGUUUCUCCAUUGCCAACCCCAAUUCCCUCCACCAUGUCAAGACCAUGUGGUACCCAGAAAUCAAGCAUUUCUGCCCCCGCGCUCCUGUCAUUCUGGUGGGCUGCCAGCUGGACCUGCGCUAUGCUGAUCUGGAAGCUGUUAACAGGGCCAGGAGACCCUUGGCUAGGCCCAUCAAGCCCAAUGAGAUCCUCCCGCCAGAGAAGGGUCGGGAAGUGGCCAAGGAGCUGGGGAUCCCUUACUACGAGACCAGCGUGGUGGCCCAGUUUGGUAUCAAGGACGUCUUUGACAACGCCAUCCGGGCUGCCCUCAUCUCCCGUCGCCACCUGCAGUUCUGGAAAUCUCAUCUGCGCAAUGUGCAGCGGCCCCUACUGCAAGCACCCUUCCUGCCCCCCAAGCCGCCGCCCCCCAUCAUCGUGGUGCCCGAUCCCCCCUCCAGCAGUGAGGAGUGCCCCGCCCACCUCCUGGAAGACCCGCUCUGUGCCGAUGUCAUCCUGGUGCUGCAGGAGCGCGUGCGCAUCUUUGCCCACAAGAUCUACCUCUCCACCUCCUCCUCUAAAUUCUAUGACUUGUUCCUCAUGGACCUGAGCGAGGAGGAGUUGGGGGGCCCCUCAGGGCCAGGGGGCCCCCGCCCAGAGGACCACCGGAGCCACCCUGAGCAACAUCACCAUCAUCACCAUCACCACCAUGGGCGGGACUUCCUACUUCGGGCAGCCAGCUUUGAUGUGUGUGAGAGUGUGGAUGAGGCUGGGGCCUCUGGUCCUGCUGGCCUCCGGGCUUCAACCAGUGAUGGGAUCUUAAGGGGUAAUGGAACAGGGUACCUGCCAGGCAGGGGGCGUGUGCUUUCUUCUUGGAGCCGAGCAUUUGUGAGUAUCCAGGAAGAGAUGGCAGAGGAUCCUCUGACCUUCAAAUCCCGGCUGAUGGUUGUGGUGAAGAUGGAUAACUCCAUUCAGCCAGGACCCUUCCGGGCUGUUCUCAAGUAUCUGUACACAGGGGAGCUGGGUGAAAAUGAGCGGGACCUCAUGCACAUCGCCCACAUUGCCGAGCUGCUAGAAGUCUUUGAUCUACGUAUGAUGGUGGCCAACAUUCUCAACAACGAGGCCUUCAUGAAUCAGGAGAUCACCAAGGCCUUCCAUGUCCGUCGGACAAACCGGGUUAAGGAGUGCUUGGCAAAGGGCACCUUCUCAGAUGUGACCUUCAUCUUGGAUGAUGGGACCAUCAGCGCCCAUAAACCCCUACUGAUUUCCAGCUGUGACUGGAUGGCUGCCAUGUUUGGGGGGCCAUUUGUGGAGAGUUCUACCAGGGAGGUGGUAUUUCCGUAUACAAGCAAGAGCUGCAUGAGGGCUGUGCUGGAGUACCUCUACACGGGCAUGUUCACCUCCAGCCCGGACCUGGAUGAUAUGAAGCUCAUCGUCCUGGCCAACCGCCUCUGCCUACCGCACUUGGUGGCCCUCACAGAGCAGUACACAGUGACCGGGCUGAUGGAAGCAACCCAGAUGAUGGUGGACAUCGAUGGGGACGUCCUUGUGUUCCUGGAAUUGGCCCAGUUCCACUGUGCCUAUCAGUUGGCCGACUGGUGUCUCCACCACAUCUGCACCAACUACAACAACGUGUGCCGCAAGUUCCCACGGGACAUGAAGGCCAUGUCCCCAGAAAACCAGGAGUACUUCGAGAAGCACCGGUGGCCGCCGGUCUGGUACCUGAAAGAGGAGGAUCACUAUCAGCGUGCGCGGAAGGAACGCGAGAAAGAGGACUAUUUGCACCUGCGGAGGCAGCCCAAGCGGCGGUGGCUGUUCUGGAACAGUCCCUCAUCACCGUCCUCCUCAGCGGCGGGCGCGGCAUCGCCGUCCUCCUCCUCGGCCGUGGUCUGAGAUGCCGCCACCCUCUUCGGAUCCCGCUGCUGUUGUCCUCAUUAGCCCUCAUCCCUUCUGCUCUUCUUUAUCAUCCUCUCCACCCGACAGGGGACGAGGGAACUCACCUAACCAGGGCCCUAAGGGCACAGCUGUUCUCACCAGGCAAUAUGGCUCAGGCCAAGAGGAGCCACCAGACCCUGCAGAUCCGAACAGGGUCCACCUACAAAUUCCAGGCAGGGCAGGGAAGCAUCUGCUCCGAGGUGGGGAGCAGGAAAAGAACUCGGAGCUCUUGAUAGUCUCUCUCUCUCUCUCUGGACUUGACAAUAGAGUCAACGGAAGAAAGCUUCCCUGUACAUGGGCUUGUCUGUAUUGGUCUCUGCUUUGGCCGGGGAGGCAGCUUCCUCCCCAGGCGCUGGUCAUGUUUUCCCACCAACAAACUUGAGGGUUGCGAGUAUUUUGUGAGCAUGGUCCUAUGGGCUCACUCAGAUCCCGCUUGAGAAGUCAGGGUGGGAAAGAAGUCUGCAGAGCCCCACAUCAAGGCUUCUGCACCGGGAGAUGUGGCUGCUGGGGAGGGGGAGGGGAAUGGAGUAAACUGCAUCCCGCUAGCAUCUUUUCAGGGCUACUUUGGGCAAUGCAGACAGACCUAGUGGUGGGCGGCAGCAUCGAUUGAGGGUUCAGGUUUGGAGGCAGUACAAUGAGCCUUCUACUUCGCCCCUCCUGCACUCCUCACAUUUGGACAGGAAUGUAGGAGAAGGAGGAAGGGUGGGUUCUGUGCUCAGCAAUCCAUGCUUCUCUAGGCCUCUUCCCCCGUCUCUUGGGUGGCACUGCUUUUUAUGGGGUGAGGCAAAAGUAGCCCAACAAAUGAAAACCAAACUCAAAAGAAAAGCACCACCAAGACCACUCUAUCCUUUGGGCACCCCUCCUUCCCCCCAAGAAAGAAUGAAGUUCCAAAAAGAGACCCUGGAGGGAAUACAUUUACAAAGCCCAAGGAGGCCUCUAUAAUAAUGUGGCUAUGAAGGGUCAGUAGUACCAGCCACUCCAAUGCCUUUCAGGAGAGGACUGGUCCCCUCCAUAUCUGAGGCUGCUGUUGCCCAAGGCUUGAUGGUUAUAGGUUGCAGGCUUGCAGGGAAGGUUUUGGCUUCCGAGCUUAAGUAGCUUUGGACGUUUUCCAUCUCGAUAAAGGCUAGCCUCCUCUUCCAAGGGCGACUUCACAGGAUGUGCACGGAGCAUGUGCUUUCGGGGAUGGGGUGGGUGGAGUGGGAGGCUUUUGGCAGGGAUUAAAUGCCAGGAAAGGACACACUGGAGAAGAGGUCACACAACUCACCCUGGUUCUGGCUGAGGAUAAAGGGGAGAGCUGGGCGGAAAGGAAAUGUUAGUCCAGAGAAGAAUCUGGGUGACUGGAGAAAGCACAAUAACUUGAAGCCCCCAUGGAACAAACACUAGGCCUCAGUUGACCCUUUCCAUUUCCUAAUUGUGAUCCAUACUUCACUACCUGUUAGCAUGUUUUAGACUUAGGAGGUAAAGUCCCAUGAGGCAGUAGGAAGUACUGACUGAUCUCUGGGACCUAGAUAGAUUGCUUAGGUCUGAGAUUAAAGCAAACCCGGAAGCAAAGGCAACCCUCCAAUUGUGUGGUACCAGGACCUAGAGUUCUGAUCUUGCCUUGUCAGGAGGAACAGGCAGUAGCAGGUCUUCCAGAGUGCCGAACUUGGGAGUCUGUGCCUGGACCCACCAAGACUGCAGCUGCCUCUUGGUCAAGUCCUCCGGAAUUGCCGGAGGGGGGAAGCGUGUUGUGUGCUGCCCUCUGCUGGCUAGUGCGCCCUCCUGCAGCCAAGCUCUAAAUGGCUUCAAGCGGGAAGAUGAGGAGUCUGUAAGCACCGGAAAGGCAGGCAGCCUCUCACACCUUCCUUUGAGGACAAAGUUAGGGGUACAUCUCUUGGGAGCUGCAGGUAAUAAGUAGAGUCCAGUCCUAAGGAGCAAGGGGGAAUUGGGUCUCCCAGUUGAGCAGCCUGGGCAUUCACUAGUGAUGAGGAUGGAAAGGGACAGGCCAGUGGGAGAAAGUGAAGAUUUGUGGAGUUGGUGGAAGUCCAAGGAAAACCAUGCCCUAGCCAGGCCAGUUCACCCCUCAGGGACCCCCCCCUCCCACCCCACCCCCUAGCUGUCAGAGCCAGUGUGCACCAGGUGGAGCCCUCCAGCCUAGUAGAACCACCCAGGGGGGCUGAGUGAGCCAGGAAAGGGGAGGUAUACAUUACAGUCUCAGUCCAUGGGUGCUCUGGAUCCAGGGAGACAGAAGCAGGAGACAAUCCAGUGGGGGGCAAGUCUCUGGCAUGCAAGCCCCCCUGUCAGGGUGGGCAGGGACAGAAGAAUGAGCUCCCCUGGACUAUGUCACUCAGUAUUGUCUUAGAGGAUGGGGGCAAAAACAAAUGAACAACAAAAAAAACCCCACACCUUUUUAUAUAAGGUUUCAUAUUUAAUUUGGUCAUGAAUUCAUAAUACAUGAGUAUUUUGUA